AUGCGGGGGCCGUGGUGCGCGCUGCUGUGCUGCUGCUGGCUGUGGCUGCCGGCCGCGGGGGUGGGCGGGGGCGGCGAGGGCCGCGUGCUGGCCGGCGAGCCGGUCGACAUCUCCGAGUUCCCGUGGCAGGUGUCUGUGGAGUACGUGGGCGCGCACCGCUGCGGCGGCUCCGUCGUCAGCGCCGGCUGGGUCAUGACGAACGCGUGGUGCGUGGUGGGCGGCAAUCCCGUGUACUACCUGCUGCGCGUCGGCACGUCGACGCGCGGCAGCGGCGGAGACACCUACAACGCCAGCCGGCUGCUCUGGCACGAGGACUUCGACAACGCCAUCUCCGACAAAGACAUCGGCUUCUUCGAGGUCUCGGAAGCCAUCUGGUUCGACGACAACGUUCAGCCCGUGGCGCUGGCGGAGGAGGAGCCGUCGGCGGGCAGCCAGGUGACGGUGUCGGGCUGGGGCAGCGUGGACGCGGGCCAGGGCUACCCGGUGCAGCUGCACGCCGUCAACACGACCGUGCUGGACCGCGACGCGUGCAACGCCACGUUCGAGGGCCAGCUCAUCACCGAGGACAAGAUCUGCACGGCCGGGCCCGACGGCGGGCUCGACUACUGCAACGGCGACUACGGCGGGCCGCUGGUCGCCAACGGCACGCAGUACGGCGUCGUCUCCUGGGGCUACGGCUGCUACUACCCGCAGUACCCGGGCGUCUACACCAACGUCGCCUCGCUGCGCUCCUGGAUCAACGACACCAUCGGCGUCUAGCCCGUUCUCCUCUUCUCGCCUUUCCGCGUUCACAAAUUUACCUCGCGUUUCCAGACGCGUGCACGUACGCCGAUGUCGGCGAGUACACUCUACGACAUAUUCGUUCGACUGUAUCUAAAUGUUUUACUGUACUUUUUUAAUACAAUUCUUCCGCCGGUCAACACUCGUAGCGAAAUAAAAGAAACGCAGCAUUUUUCCUCAGACUGCAGAACUGACCUAUAUGGGAGAUAUAUUUAUCGAGAGGGCGCAGCCACUGUGGAGUCUGCGAGUGGCACAGUUAGAGUAGGUUCUCUGAGUAACGAAAAGAAUAAACUACUGUAAUAUGUCUCAUUUUAAAUCCGGCUGUAUAAAUUUCGUUAUUUAAUUAAUGGGUGAAUUAUAGCAAAUUCUGCAGUCUGGAAGUUAUUAUAAUAUCUACAAUUCAGGAAAGUGAAGUGCAUCAUUUAGUGUUACGUUCUUACUCGACACCAGAGAUGAGGGACUUACCAAAACAGUAAGUCACUAAAUUUCGUCGAGUACCUCUCGUAAUCAAGAAGGGCUUUUAACGUACUAUAGUUUUUGUGGGGCCAAUAUUUUUAAACGCGGAGAAUUCUGCAAACAAACGCACUUGCUGGUUGUUGUUUACAGGAAGGCUUACGUCAUAUUCGGUGUUACAUAAAAACGAGUAAGUGGGUCCUUGGAAAUUCGUAGUAAAAAAUUUUGGAACCAGAGGAUAUUGAGAUAUCCACAAAUUAAC
Schistocerca serialis cubense is the source of this 1495-nucleotide messenger RNA. RefSeq names its product trypsin-7-like. The transcript is spliced from 2 exons. Gene Ontology annotation, molecular function: serine-type endopeptidase activity. NCBI's taxonomy places the organism in Eukaryota, Metazoa, Arthropoda, Insecta, Orthoptera, Acrididae. The record is from RefSeq and is a predicted model, not a curated record. The coding region runs from base 1 to 759 and encodes 252 amino acids. Gene Ontology annotation, biological process: proteolysis.